Messenger RNA from Nylanderia fulva, 683 nucleotides. RefSeq names its product U6 snRNA-associated Sm-like protein LSm7 (gene LSm7). Gene Ontology annotation, cellular component: spliceosomal tri-snRNP complex; Lsm1-7-Pat1 complex; U12-type spliceosomal complex. The record is from RefSeq and is a predicted model, not a curated record. Lineage: Eukaryota; Metazoa; Arthropoda; Insecta; Hymenoptera; Formicidae. Gene Ontology annotation, biological process: nuclear-transcribed mRNA catabolic process; mRNA splicing, via spliceosome. Gene Ontology annotation, molecular function: RNA binding.
AUACUUGACUUAUUCGAGUAGAGAGCGACAAACAUAAUUUGGAGUAUCUACGCGCGCGACUGAGUUUACUUAAAGUUGUGAUGUCUUUUUAUUGACUUUAUAAAAAGUAAUUCACUAUUUGCAGUUAAAUCUUUUUUCUCGUAAGGAUGUCUGCACCAAAACAGCAACAGAAUGUCGAGCACAAAGAGAAGAAGAGGAAAGAGAGUAUUCUCGAUUUAUCUAAGUACCUUGAAAAGAACAUAAGGGUAAAGUUCGCCGGAGGCAGAGAAGCUGAAGGUAUACUCAAGGGUUACGAUCCCUUACUAAAUCUCGUACUGGACAACACAAAGGAGUAUCUUAGAGAUCCAGAUGACCCAUAUAAAUUAAAUCAGGACACUCGUAUGCUGGGAUUGGUGGUGUGUAGAGGAACAUCGGUAGUGCUUAUUUGUCCCGUAGAUGGCAUGGAAUCCAUUCAAAAUCCAUUCAUACAACAGGAAGGAUAAACAGGAAAGAUUAUGUCUUCACACAACCAAUAUAUGAUGUUACAUCUUAAGAGAGAAAGUUAUCUUAAUAACUAAAAAUCUUGAACCAUUUCCAUUUUUCUAAUGAUAAAGAAAAUAUAAUUUAUUUUGCUUCAUAUUGAUAAUUAAAGAAGCUUACCUAUGUAUCUAGAAAAUAAAUGCAAUUUUCUUAUAAAAAAAGUA